Molecule: messenger RNA, 2371 nt
Organism: Phoenix dactylifera (date palm)
Lineage: Eukaryota; Viridiplantae; Streptophyta; Magnoliopsida; Arecales; Arecaceae
Product: putative E3 ubiquitin-protein ligase ARI7
Biological process (GO): protein ubiquitination
Molecular function (GO): ubiquitin-protein transferase activity; zinc ion binding
Source: RefSeq, a predicted model, not a curated record
GGAGCAAGAAACCACCGAUCCCCCAAGCACCGAAAGCCCACCGAAAAUCCUCCCCAGAAUUCGAUCAUCUCCGUCCUCGCAGCCGAUCCAAUUCCCUUUCUCCCACCCGAAUUACCCCUUGAUCCAGCUGAUUUCUGCCCCGAUUCCCCUGCGCGGGGGUUAGGGUUUGCGUGAUUCAAGGUUGCCGUCGGGAGGGGAAAGCCUAGGGUUGGUGAUGGAUUCCGAUGAAGACAUGCACGACGCCAACGGUUCCGAGUCCCUGGAGGAUGAUUUCUAUAGCGAGGAUAUGGGGAUGGAGUCCGAUGAUGAAGAUGCCGACUAUGAUUUCGGCAAUGAGGAGACAAAUGAUGAUGCCGAGGACAUCACCUUCCAUCGCCAGCAGAACUACACCAUUUUAAGUGAAUCUGAUAUACAUCAGCGCCAAGAGGACGAUAUAAGUAGGUUAUCUACCGUACUUUCUAUUUCAAGAUUUGCAGCAUGCAUCCUUCUUCGGCACUACAAGUGGAGUGUCAGUAUGGUACACGAGGAAUGGUUUGCAGAUGAACAUGAUGUCCGUCAGGUUGUCGGCUUGCUGGAGAACCCAGUUGAAAUUCCAAAUGUUCGGGAACUGACUUGUGGAAUAUGUUUUGAAACAUAUCCUCGCAAUAUAAUGAGUGCUGCUGCUUGUGGUCAUCCUUUUUGUGGGGCAUGUUGGAGAGGUUAUAUUGGCACAUCAGUAAGUGAUGGUCCUGGAUGCUUAAUGUUGCGAUGUCCUGAUCCUUCCUGUGGUGCUGCUAUUGGUCAGGACAUGGUCAAUAAGUUAGCUACAGAGGAAGAUAAAAAGAAGUAUGCACGCUAUCUUCUUCGAUCAUAUAUUGAAGAUAAUAGGAAGACAAAAUGGUGCCCUGCUCCGGGCUGUGAGUUUGCAGUGGAUUUUGUAUUCGGCAGUGGAAGCAAUGAUGUUUGCUGCAAAUGCUCAUAUAGCUUUUGCUGGCAUUGUACCGAGGAAACUCAUCGACCAGUGGACUGUGGUACAGUUGCCAAGUGGAUAUUAAAAAACAGUGCGGAGUCUGAAAAUAUGAAUUGGAUAUUGGCUAAUUCCAAACCCUGUCCAAAAUGCAAACGGCCAAUUGAGAAAAACCAGGGUUGUAUGCAUAUGACAUGCACACCUCCAUGUAAAUUUGAGUUUUGCUGGUUAUGUCUCGGUGCAUGGUCGGAACAUGGAGAGAGAACUGGUGGUUUCUAUGCUUGUAAUCGUUAUGAAGUAGCAAAGCAGGAGGGACUAUAUGAUGAAUCUGAAAGGAGGAGAGAAAUGGCUAAAAACUCUCUUGAGAGAUAUACACAUUAUUAUGAACGUUGGGCAACCAAUCAAUCAUCAAGGCAAAAGGCACUUGCAGAUCUGCAUAGCAUGCAAACUGAAAAGCUUGAGAAGCUGAGUGAGAAACAAAGCCAACCAGGGUCCCAGCUCAAGUUCAUAAUUGAAGCCUGGUCACAGAUAGUGGAGUGCAGGCGAGUGCUGAAAUGGACAUAUGCUUAUGGAUACUAUCUACCUGAGCAUGAGCAUGCAAAACGACAAUUUUUUGAAUAUCUGCAAGGUGAAGCUGAGUCUGGUUUAGAACGGCUUCAUCAAUGUGCAGAGAAGGAACUUCAGAUUUACCUAGAAGCAGAUUCUCCCAUGAAAGAGUUCAGUGAUUUUCGUACAAAACUGGCUGGACUAACCAGUGUAACUCGAAAUUAUUUUGAGAAUCUCGUUCGAGCCCUGGAAACUGGCUUGAAGGACGUGGACUCCACCAACAGCCAGGCUGCAUGCAGUCAAAGUUCUAACUCGAAGAGUGUGUGCGGCAAGGGUAGCAAGAGUGGAAAGAACAAGGCAGCUCGAUCAGGUGGUCCUAGUCGCAGCUUGGAUGAUCACUGGUCAUGCGAUCGCUGCACCUUUUUUAACCCUGGGUCUGCCACUACAUGCCAGAUGUGUGAGCAUCACCUACCAACAUAACCCCAUCUCGAGCUGAAAAAGUAAAAAAAAAAAAUAAAAAAAAGAAUGGCCGAUGUAGCUGAAGGUUUCAAGAGGAAUAAAGGAAGAAGCUGCCUCUUAUCUUGUCCUUUUUGGUUCUUUGAACAGGUAAAUGCAUCAUAUAAUAAUUCUGUAUAUAUUUAUGAAUAUAUAUUUGUUUCUAGAUACAUAUGCUAUUGUCAGUUGAGUGAGAAACCAGCUUGCAAAUGUAAUUAUUUUUCAAAACGGACUGUAGUGGUACGUAUCCAUUGGCUCGAUCAAAGUUAGAAAGGGAAAAUUAUGGUGCUCCUGUUGAUGAGUAGUUAUUGUAUUGGCUGAUGAUCAAAAAUGGACUGCUGAGGUAAAUGUAUGUAAUAUAACUAUCAUAUCUUAAUUCAUCAA